CUGAUUUUUGGAUGUUUUUCGAAAAUCGACAUUAUCUUGAGAUUAGUAGAAGGUCAUUCAGUAGGACAAGCUCUGCCAAUUUCAGGGGUAUUCUUCCACUUGAAAUAUGUGAUCAUCUUCGGCCUGCCGUCAGUAUUUGCUCAACUCGAUAAAAUGGACCCCAAGCCGGGGCCCAUCUGCAUUUCGCGAGUGAUGCUGUUCUCAAAGAUCUGGCGCGAAUUCGACCGCGGCCUCUACCAAUUCUUCAAGAACUACAUCUUCGUGCCAAUCUGUGCUCCUACGUUUUCGCUUCGACGAAAGAUCUUCGGAGUGCUCGUCUCGUACUCAUUCGUUCUACUCUGGCACGGCUUCUACCACCAUAAUAUUGUAUGGAUCAUUCUUAACAUCCUAGCGCUGAUGCUAGAGAUGGGCUCAAAGUCGCUGUACACAUCAGAGUCAUUCCGACAAAUGCGAGAGAAGACGAUUAGCGACGUGAACUUCCGACGCCUUCUUGCCGCAUGUCAAGUCCUACCGUUCGCCUUCGGACUCUACUCCAAUAUGUAUUUCUUGGGUGGAUCUGAAGUCGGCGGAUUAUUCAAGAAACAAAUUCUCGAUGGCGAGACGUUUCCUUUGAGAUGGCGUGGAGCGUUCUUCCUCACACUGGGCUAUUUUAUGGCUCAAUGUUCCAUCGAAGUCGAUCGACGGAGAGAUCUUCGACGGAAGGAGGAGAUGGAAAAGAAGAAACUCUCUGAACCAAAAUCCGAAUAA
Cooperia oncophora is the source of this 747-nucleotide messenger RNA. The record is from the annotation of a GenBank genome assembly. NCBI's taxonomy places the organism in Eukaryota, Metazoa, Nematoda, Chromadorea, Rhabditida, Trichostrongylidae.